AGCACGCAGCAGUCGCAGAUGCAGCGCCAUCAGGCAACAGUUUGAGGACGAGGCGCUGCGCUCACAGUGUCCAUGUCCAUGUUCGUGUCUGUGGCUGUGUAUGUGUAUGUGCCUGUGUCUGUGUCUGUUACUGUGUCCUCAUACUCGUUCGCCGCUCGUUUCUGUUCGCUUCGUUCGUUUCGUUGCACUCGUCGCAGUCGAUUCGAAUUUUGAUAGUUUGAAAUCAGUCGUUGCCGACUUGUUGUGCCAUUUGCAUAUUAUCAACAUCAGCGAUCGAAGCACCGCAAGCCAUAUCUGAAUAAAUAAUGAUAUACAAGUAAAGCAGUACAUUCAAAGAAAUCUUUAUAAAGAAACGCAUAAAAUAUUAAGUGGCUACUUAAAGUGCAUAAUUAACACAAUAUUGGAAAUUAAUAAACUGUCGCGCAUUGCACGAGUGAAAUUUUAAUUGCAAUUCGAAAUUUGACGUUCUCGCAUUCAAUGCUAAUUGUUAACCGAUUUUCCCGUCGCACCUGCUAACUGGCAAAGCCUGUGGACUGGCAAGGAAAAGGAAUAAUUUCAGUUGCUGUGCUGAGAAUUUCAUCAGCUGUUCCGCAUCGCCAGCAGCAACAAUACUACGACUGUUGACUUGGGCCUAAUAAAAAUGCAAUUGUUAUGGUUCGGAAAAUAGAGCGUGGCCCACUGCAUUGGAUGUUGAACAGAACCCAAAUCAAAAUGAGCUUUGGAAAAUGUGCCAGCGCCGGCAGCAGCAACUACAACAACAACAGCAACAACAACAAUAGCCGAUUAUGAUGUAAUGAGAGCGAAGCAAAAGUGAAGCAGCGCUCGCCAAUUGCAAUUGCAAAAAGAUUAUACAAUUUGUGAGCUUGCAACGAACUAGGACAACAGCAACAGCAGUAGCCGCAGACAGACUCUAAGAGCUGAUAAAUACCGGCUGGCAACAGCAGCAAUGCAGUCUGCAGCUGCAGCAGCAGCAACAACAGCAGCACCAACAGCAACAGAGAAGGCAGCAUAAAUUCAAAGUCGCUGCGGUAUUAAUUGAGCGGCAGCGUGGGAACUACAAAUCACAGCAGCAACAGCGGCAGCAGCAACAACAACAAUCACAAGGAGAAUAGCGACAGCAAAUUGCCGCUCAGCACGCUCACUGCUCUCACAGCGCUCCGAGCACCGCAGCAACUGUUGCUGGCGCUCAGCUGAGAGCGCUCGCUGCCCAUAUAUAUUUUGAGGCGUUGCGGUCGACGCACACGACAGUUGUGCUUGAAACGCUUCGUAGUGAAGAUCGUGCUCGAUCAACGCGCGGAAAAAGAAACGAAAUCAGAAACAUAUACAAAUUCAGCAAGAAAUUACAAUUUGUUUAAACAAAAAUACAAAAUCAAAGUAAACGCCAGAGAUCCAAAGAAAUUGGAUUUGCAUGUACGAAAAAACGAAAAAGAAAUUUUUUUUAGAAAUUUUUGUUCAAUAUCGACGACGAGCUUCGCGCGUAAAUUAGCAAGCGUUUGCAAGAAACAAGCUACAAUAAAUUGGAAAACAAAAAAGAGGAAGAAGAAGAAGAAGAGUGCAACGUGUAAACCAAGUGAAAUUUUUGUUGGUGCAUGUGUCUCAAAAAGUCACAAGAAACGCACAGAAAUAAAAUGCAAGAAGUGACUCUCAAACUGUAAAGUGAUGUGCGUGCCACAAAUACAAAAGCACCAACAACAACAACAACAACAAAUAAAACAGCUAAUAGAAAAAGUAAAACAACAGACAGAAGUGUUACUAAUCGACGAGCAACAACAAUUGUUGGUAGCAUAAAGAAAUGGCCAUUGAUUUCCUCAUCUUGGCCCUGCUGCUCAUCUCGUUCGUCAUCAAUCUGCUGGCGCUGUGCGCAUUCUGGAUAACGCCGGGACUGCGCACCACAGCGAAUCGCUUCACCAUCAAUCUGCUGAUCAUCAACCUGAUUGGCUGCUGCAUUCUGGCACCGACUCUGUUCCUCAGCGGAAUCAAAAGCUUCUCCGGGCAGGAGCAACAGCUGGUUGGCCGCAAUGCGGCCGGCGACAGCAUUGAGUUCUACUCGAAGCCGGGCAAUCAUCAGCUAACCAUUCGCCGUCAUGGCCAACUCGUGGAGCAGGACGGCAUUGUGGUGCGCCGCAACAUCACCAGCACCAACAGCAGCAACGACAGCUCCGGCGAUACCAUAGAGAUGAUCUACAAGUGCAAUGCCACGUAUUGCCGCGAGCUGACCAUCGAUGAGCGUGGAGAUGGCGGCAUCGUCAUCACGGAGACGGAGACUCAGGAGGAUAAUCUGAGUGUGCCGGUGCACAGCAGCUUCUCGCUGCCAGUGGUGCAGCUGCGUUGCUGGUCCAUCGACAUGACCGCCGCACUGGGCGCCCUGGCGGUGCUGCUGGUGGUCGGCGAUACCUGGUGCGCGGUGACCGAUCCGCUGCGCUAUCACAGUCGCAUCUCGGGCGUCAAGACCUGGGUGUUCAUCACGCUCACCUGGGCGGUGGGCAUACUGUUCGGUGCGCUGUCCGCGUUUCGUGUGCUCGACUUCGAGGCGGACACGCUGCUCAGCAGGCAUCGUCGCCUGGCUGCCACCUACUUCAAGAUUAGCAGCACGAACAGCAUCUUCGGCGUAAUCUAUGCCUGUGUGUACUUCAUCGUGAUCAUCCUGCUGCCCUUCGGCUUUGUCUGCGGCAUGUACUGGCGCAUCUUCAGCGAGGCGCGCGGCAAUGGGCUGCGCAUGAGGCAGAACGGCUCCUCGCCGCUGCUGCAGAGCGCUCUCAAUCUGACCAACCACGCCCAGGCCGCGCCCGCCGCGAACUACACGAACAGCCUGUGUGUGCACAGACAUUCCAUAUCCUCGGCCAGCUCGCACGGCGGCGUCACCGGUGGCCUCCAGAUGCAGAUCGAUCAUCGGGCGCCGCGCAGCUCGCCGAGCUGUCUGCGCCGGGACUCGGCCGCCAAGGUGCUGCUGCCCACGAUCUCGGACGAUGGCUCCGACGUGGAUGUGGAGAGUAACCAUGGCGGCAUGCCACUGAUGAGCGUGCCCGAGCAGUCGCUGGCCGAUCGCAACCAGAACAUCCUGCUGACACUGCAAACAGCCAGCGGGGAGAUCAAGCGCAACUACUCGGCCAGGCAGCUGCCCCUGCUGGGCACGUCGUCGCAGGAUCUGCGCGAGCUGCAGCGCGUGCAGGGCAUUCGGCAGGUGCACAGCUCACCCAAUCUGCACAAGUACACGGAGUUGCCACAGGAUCUGCUGAGCGAGGAGUGCAGCUCGCCUCACCUGCUGCACGCCCAUCGCCAGCAGGAGCAGCCGCAGCUACAGCAACACCUGCAGCAGCAGCAGCAGCAGCCAUUGCCGCCACAGCAGCAUCAUCAGCAGCAGCACACUCACUUCAGCACUGCGCGCCAACAGGCGGCAGGAGGAGGACAUGCGCUGCAAAUUCCCGCCAUUCACGCCUCGCCGAAGGCCCUCAGCUACAUGAGCUCGCUGCGUCAUCGUCUGAGCAACGCCAGCUCCCUGUUCAAGUAUCGGGAGGAGUCGCGCGCCGCACGCAUCAGCAUCCUGGUCGUGGUCAUGUUCGUGGUCUCCUACCUGCCCUAUGGCCUGCUGGUGCUGCUGCAGUCGCGCCUCUCCGCCGCGAACUUCACCGGCUCCACUCAGCUGGCCAUCUUCAUGAUCCUGCUGGCCAAUCUCAGCUCGCCCUUCAUCUUCGCCUACCGCAACAAGCGCGUGCGACGCGGCGUCAAGCGCCUCUUCGGCCUGGACUCGGCCAGCGCACUGCAGCGUCAUCCCAGCAGCAGCAUGAAGACCAACGGCAACAGCACAACGGCCGCCAGUGCACCCCAGUUGCAGCGCAACAGCAGCAAGUUGUCGCAGUACAGCAGCAACAGCUGCAGGUAUCUGACGCCGCAGAGCUCGCUGGCCAGCCAGUGCCAGACGGCGACGCCAGUGCAUACGACGCUGACGCUUCGCCCGAACAGCAGCUGCAGCACCAUCAUCAAUUUCGGCGGCCACAACAACAACAAGGGCUCCGCGGACUCGGAUGAGGUGCCCUCGCUGGAGGCAACGCCGCCACCGGCCCAGCGCCAGGCCCGGCCCAAGCUGCAGCGCGGCAUCACGAUCGUGGAGCACAUUCAUAUAGCCAGCUCGCCGACCAAGUUCCAGUCGAGACGCAAUCUGCUCGACAUGUUCUUUCGGGGAUCCAGGAAGCUGCAGUCGGACUGCGCGCAGUCGAUGCCCACGGAGGUCUAGAUAAACUAGCUCUAAGUAACUACUAAACUAGUAAACAUUGAUUUGCUUGCUGAAGGAUUCGCAGAACAGUAUUCGUAGCUCAUAAGUUUAGCAACACUAAGCCAAAAACAACAAAAACAACACAAAGAAACACAAAUAUUAAUAUUAUGCUCUGCUAGAAGCUUCUCAUGCCAAAAACCUAAAAGAAAAUACUAAAAAAUUUCACACAAAUAUUGAAUAUGCAUGUGCUUGUCAAACUGUGAAAAGCAAAGGCAGACAUCAGCUAUAAGUACCUUGUAAAACAUUUAUCCAGCUAGAUAACAACUUAAAAUACAAAGAUCGCAACAACUGUGUACAAGUCUCAAAAAAAAAAGCAAAAACAAAAACAAAAAAAAAAAAAAAAGAAUACAAAAUUUUAAAACAGUUUUUAACAAAUUAAGUAAAUAGCUUAAAUGUUAUAUCAAAACGGGAAUCAAGCAGCCAAUUUCGAGUACCUAACAAAAGAACAGCUAAACAUAUGAAUAUAGUAUAUAUGCAUAUAUAUGUAUAUACACUUGAAGAAAAAACACAGCUACACUUUUUAAGUCAAUUGCUAAAGACUCUCACACAAACCACAAGAAACGACACUUAUUUAUUUAUUAUUAUUUAAUUUGGUAAAUAUUUAUUAAUUAAAAACAAGCUUUAAAAAAAAAAAAAAAAAAAAAAAAAAAACAAAACAUACAAAAAUAAAACACAAAACAUUCUGUCUAAAACCCAACGCUAAGCAUUCAAUUCAUAAGCUAAGUAAAUGUGCAUAGCAUAUAUAUAAUAUAUAAUUGAAUAUUUAUAUAUAUAUUAUAUUGUAUUAAUAUCUACUAUAGAUUUAUAUGUAUACUAUAGAGCCUGGCACUUAGUGCUUUAUAUAUAUAUACAUAUUUAAUUUCUAGACAUUGCAAGCGGCAGUUUUCAUAUUGAAAACUCGUUUCUGUUCUGUGCAAUGUCUUUUUCUUCUUAUGUUAGCUGUCAGACCUAAAUUUUUGUAUUUAAUUCAUAAAUUGUUUUUGAUUAUUGUCCAUUAAAGUCAAUUUGCUUUUUAGUACUUCAGUCAUUGCGUGCAGCUAAAUACCUCAUUAGUUUUAAUUUCAAAGAAGAGUUAUAAAAAAAAUUAUAUAUAUAUAUAUAUAUAUAUAUAUAUAUGUAUUGUAUUUGCCGCCUCAGAUCGAAAGCUUUAUAUUGUCUAAGUUCAAUUCAAUAAUAUAAUUUCAUUUUUUGUCGCCAUUUGACUUGCUUACAACUAGCAACGCCUUUUGUAACUUAAAGAUACAAAACACACAGACACACACAUACGCACAUACACACACAAAGAAUACAAAACCUCGAAUUUAUAUUUCUAAAAAUUUACAUGAAACCAAAAUAAAGAUAUAUUUAUAUGUAAUAUUAUAUAAAAUUAUAUAUCUAUGUCUUGUGCAUGUUCUGUGUGUGUAGACAUAUAAAAAAAAUGAAAGAAACAGUUCCCAGACAUUUAAAAACCAAUUAAUGUGAUGCAAGGUAUAGAACGGGAGAGAGAGAGA
Drosophila mojavensis is the source of this 5760-nucleotide messenger RNA. RefSeq lists its product as uncharacterized. Gene Ontology annotation, molecular function: dopamine neurotransmitter receptor activity, coupled via Gi/Go; G protein-coupled receptor activity. The record is from RefSeq and is a predicted model, not a curated record. Gene Ontology annotation, biological process: adenylate cyclase-activating adrenergic receptor signaling pathway. The transcript is spliced from 3 exons. NCBI's taxonomy places the organism in Eukaryota, Metazoa, Arthropoda, Insecta, Diptera, Drosophilidae. Gene Ontology annotation, cellular component: membrane. The coding region runs from base 1793 to 4231 and encodes 812 amino acids.